This is a messenger RNA of Aspergillus sclerotioniger CBS 115572, 822 nucleotides long. RefSeq names its product PaaI family thioesterase. The transcript has a single exon. NCBI's taxonomy places the organism in Eukaryota, Fungi, Ascomycota, Eurotiomycetes, Eurotiales, Aspergillaceae. The coding region runs from base 1 to 822 and encodes 273 amino acids. The record is from RefSeq and is a predicted model, not a curated record.
AUGUCCCUCCCACGCCUCCUCCCCCGAGCCCUCCCCCUCACCACCAAACGCCCACAAUCCCUUCUCCUCCUCCCCACCACCCACACGCACACCAACAACCCCCCCAUCCGCACCAUCCAAGCCGCAACCGCAACCUCCGCCUCCGCCAUCGAAACCCCCUCCUCAACCACCACCUACCAACAUCACCACCACCCCCCUCCCCCUCCGCACCUCACCCCCGACCACCUAAUAACAACGCACCCUCUCUUCCUCCGCCUCCGCCAAAACCCCAAAUAUAAGGAAUCCCGCCCGCACCUAACCAUGAACGCCUCCCUACGUCCCAACCACUUCGUGGCGGGGACAUUGUCCGGAUCAAACAAAGUGUCUGUGCCGGCGUAUAUGUUCACCUCCGUCACGAAAGAUCAAUAUAGCCAGCGGGCCAAAAUCCUCUCGUUGUUUCACAUUGGGCCUCGGCUGUGCGGACACCCUGGGUACGUGCACGGUGGACUAUUGUCUGUGAUGCUGGAUGAGACGUUCGCGAGGUGCGUGUCGGAUUCGUUUCCGAGUGGAUUGGGGAUGACGGCGAAUUUGAACGUGGAUUUUCGGAAGCCGGCGGUUCCGGAUCGGGUGUAUGUGUUGAGGGCGGAGACGGUGAAGGUGGAGGGGAGGAAGGCGUGGGUGGAGGGUGAGAUUAGGGUUAUGCCGGAGGUGAAUGGGGGGAAGGGGAAGGAGGGGCAGCAGCAGGAGGAGGUGGUGGUUGCUGAGGCGAGGGCGUUGUUUGUGGAGCCGAAGUUCGCUGAGGUGAGUGAUUUUGUCUCUAGUUCUAUGUUUGUGGUAAGCUGA